Messenger RNA from Stegodyphus dumicola, 738 nucleotides. Its product is annotated as calcineurin-binding protein cabin-1-like. NCBI's taxonomy places the organism in Eukaryota, Metazoa, Arthropoda, Arachnida, Araneae, Eresidae. Gene Ontology annotation, cellular component: nucleus. Gene Ontology annotation, biological process: chromatin organization. Gene Ontology annotation, molecular function: nucleosome binding; protein binding. The record is from RefSeq and is a predicted model, not a curated record.
GGCUGUUGUCAAACUCAAACUAUCGUUUUUUUUAAAGGUUGUGUGGGAAUUGGUGCGAGAUGUGGAGCGUUAAGACCAAAAGCGUUCAAUACUUAUUUAGAAAAUAUAGAUAUUUAAUCGUGUAAUCAAGGCAGCGAAGUUACUUUUCAUCUUUCAAAAAUGAUGAAAUUCAGUGCUUUGAAUGAAUCAUCUUUAUCAGAUGAUGAUGGGGAUCCUGAAUUGGCUACAAGAGAAGCACAGGAAGAAGAGGCUUAUGCUUUAUAUCAUCAGGCUCUUAAGAAGCAAAGUGAGGCAAAAAUUGAAGAUUCUGAAAAAAUGUUCAAAGAUGUUUUAAAAAUGGAAUUUGUAACUCGAGCCCAACUUAAUGAUGAAAAAGAAGAUGGACCUCUAGGCCCAGCGCUUACUUUGAAAUAUCUAGUGUAUAAAAAUCUUGCUACAAUAUCAAAUGGAAAACAAGAUUAUCAUGCUGCUGUAACAUUUUUCCUAGAGGCACUCGAAAUUGAUGCCACGGAUGUCAGCAUGUGGUAUCGAAUGGGAAAAGCUUCUAUAAAUAUAUCAAAUUAUUCAUUGGCAAGGUUGUGUUUUGAAGAGGGCCUGAAGUGCAAUCCUAAUCAUUGGCCUUGUCUGGAUAAUGUCAUUACUGUCAUGUAUACCCUUAAUGAUUAUGCAAGUAAGUUAAUGUUGUAUUUCAGAUGUUUAAUAAAAAUGCGUAUACUUUCAUAGCUUGUAGUUUUUUUA